Pyricularia oryzae 70-15 is the source of this 3505-nucleotide messenger RNA. Its product is annotated as origin recognition complex subunit 4. Gene Ontology annotation, cellular component: nuclear origin of replication recognition complex; nucleus. The transcript has 4 exons. NCBI's taxonomy places the organism in Eukaryota, Fungi, Ascomycota, Sordariomycetes, Magnaporthales, Pyriculariaceae. The record is from RefSeq and is a predicted model, not a curated record. Gene Ontology annotation, biological process: DNA replication; DNA replication initiation. The coding region runs from base 271 to 2781 and encodes 836 amino acids. Gene Ontology annotation, molecular function: DNA replication origin binding.
CAACAAACCAUCUCACGUCGUUUUUUCUUGCUUUUUCUUUCUGGUCAAUUGGCAAAAUCGAUCAUUGCAUGGCAAUUGAUGUAGCAUUUUAUCCUUCUUAAUUUCCCUUGUCUUCAAAGUUUCUUUCUUAUCUCCAUCUCAAUCGGGUGUCGUCGACCACCCAUCCAUAUUGACUGGACUACCUACAAACCCCAACUUUGCACCACAGCGAUAGCUACUACUCCACUUGCCAUAAUAAAGUCAAAAAAAAAAAAAAAAAAAGAAGAAGCCAUGGUCUCCAGCUCAACACCCACACGGGCAAAGCGAGCACGCCAGGAGCCGGAGAAUAACGAAUCGCCACUGGCAGCAUCCAUCAAGCGACGACGCCUCAAUAUCGCUGCCCCACCGUCACCCUCAACGCCCAACGCGUUGGAUGCCGUCAGCUCCGCAAUAUCGGGCGCUCUAGGCAAAGCUCGCCGUUCGUCCGCCCGUCGCGUCGUCAACGCUCUGGGUGCAGGGCUGAAGAAGCCGGCGACGGCCGUUGCAGGAUCUGGAGAGGUUCCGGACUCGGAGGACGAUCAGCCGGGGACCCCGUCUGCCAGGAAGAAGGCUGUCGGAAGUGCCAAGCCUUCGGCACAGUCUGUCAAGGUGGUCAGUAGUAGCAUCUACGACUUUCCCGACUCUGAUGAUGAGAUGAGUUCGACGACGGGUGGGGGGAGCUUGGAGGAGAGUCGCCCCAAGGAAACCAAGGCACCACGGAAGAAUUCAGUUGCCGCGAAGCUCUUGUCGUCUUCAUCAAAGGCGGCUCGCUCCAAAGGCCAAGCAGAAGGCACAUCUGGCACUACGGACGAGUCUGUGAUUAGGAGACGUCCUGGCGUCAAGAGCAGGCAGGCUCCGACUACCUCUAGCAACACGCCUCAGUUGAGGGGUAUUUUGACACCCUCAAAGAGAAGCGAGAAGCGUGCACCUAAAAGUGUUGCCUUUGACGGUGAGGUGAAGGAAGGCCGUGGUCGGGCUGAAGAUAUUCACUUUGACGAUCUGCCUGGGAAGUCGUCACAUAGUGCGUCCAAAACCAAUGGGCUCAGGGUUCCUAGUCUGGGGCAGAGCAACAAAACAAGCAGCAAAACAGAAGUCAAGGGACAGGAGGUUCAGGCUGAUGAUGAUGCGGAUAAUGAUGAUGAGACUGUCACGGACGAAGAGGUAUGCGUGAUCUGCUCCCUACCACAAUCCGAACCACCAAACGAAAUUCUCUUUUGCGACAAUUGCGACAAGGGGUACCAUCAAGAGUGUUACAGUGUUCCUAUUAUUCCCAAGGGCGACUGGCUGUGUCGGGAUUGUUCUGGAGAAUCCUCAGAGACGACAACUACACACCAAGCGGCUCAAACAAAGGGUGCCAAGAAACCAACCAGCAUCACCGCCAAAAGAGAUCCGGUUCCAGACAUACCGAAUUUUGAGGAACAUCUAUGUGCUAUGCAGCGUUUGUUACUUGACCGCUGUACGGGGAAGAGACAAAUAAAGCUCCGUGGGCAGGAGGAGGCGUACGAUAAAGCGUUGCGUCUUGUGGAGCAGACUGUGGUGGCCGGAGAAGGCAACUCCAUGCUCGUUAUUGGGGCGCGAGGAUGUGGAAAGACUGCGUUGGUUGAGAAUGUCAUCUCCGAGAUUGCCGCUGAGCACAAGGACGAUUUCCAUGUUGUGAGGCUGAAUGGCUUCAUACACACGGAUGAUAAAAUUGCGCUCAAGGAAAUAUGGCGGCAACUAGGAAAGGAGAUGGAGGUUGAGGAUGGGCUUAUUAACAAGACAAACAAUUACGCCGACACGCUCGCUUCGCUUCUCGCUGUUCUGUCUCAUCCUUCUGAAAUCGCAGGAGCAGACCCAGGAGUCACGUCAAAAUCGGUAGUUUUCGUCAUGGACGAGUUUGAUCUUUUUGCAACUCACGCCAGGCAGACACUGCUCUACAACCUCUUUGAUAUUGCACAAGCUCGCAAAGCUCCCAUUGCCGUUGUCGGGCUCACGAGCAAGGUAGACGUGGUGGAGACACUAGAAAAGCGCGUCAAGAGCAGAUUCAGCCAUCGCUACGUUUACUUAUCACUACCCAAGACGCUCGGGGCGUAUUGGGAUAUCUGCAAGCAGAGCCUCAUGGUUGAGCCCGAUGAAGUUAUGCUUGCAGGGCUGAGCGGUCCUUCAGCUGGUCGCAAAGUCUUCAAUGAUUGGUGGAACAAGCAAAUCGAGACGCUCCGUGAGGAACCGAGUUUCCGAGACCAUCUCGAAUUCCACUACUACAGCAGCAAGUCGGUUACAGCAUUCUAUAAUUCAUGCAUAAUUCCGUUGUCGCAGAUUUCGGCUUCGCAGCCGUGGUUGACGAUGCCUUCAGCAGAGGCUGGACUUGCACUGGAGGCACCAGAGUCUAAGAUAGUGCUCCUCGAGUCGCUUUCAGACCUGGAUCUAGCGCUCCUGAUUGCGGCGGCACGGCUGGACAUCGUAGCGCACACCGACACGGUCAACUUUGCCAUGGCGUACGAUGAGUACACAUCCCUUAUGGGACGGCAGCGCGUAAUGUCUGCAACGUCUGGAGUGCUGGCGCUCGGCGGAGGAGCAAGGACUUGGGGAAGAGGCGUGGCCGGUACGGCAUGGGAACACCUCAUCUCUGUGGGGCUGUUGACGCCGGCCUCUGGGGUCGGCAGAGCAAGUGCGGGAAACAUGGGUCUCGAGGCCAAGAUGUGGAAGGUUGAUGUGGCGCUCGAGGAGAUACCGGUAGCUCUCAAGCCCAGCAGCAUCCUCGCCAGGUGGUGCAGGGAGAUAUGAAAUGGUUUUUAAUCGUUGGACUGGGUUACACAUGCGAUAAGAAGCUUGGCGCAAGACCCUGCCCUACGAAGGAAUCGUGGCGAGGGAGCCUAUUUUUUUGCCCCAACAAUCCCUCUUUUUAGCCAGAACCGGCGCGCUGUCAGUGUGUUCAUGUCGUGUCAUCAUCAGUCAACAAGGGCGAAACAGGAACACAAUAGUGCAGUGUGGACAAAGCCUCCACGCUAAUCAAAAUACCGGCAUGACUGCCCGUUUUUGGUGCGGAGAGGCCGGUAGAGAGCUGGAGAGAGGAGACGCCUGUGCGGGCAUCACAGCUGCGCUGCGCUUACCUACAGCUCAAAUCCGCAACACCAGCCAAUCACGACUAGCUCAUAUGUGGCGCUAAACCAAACGCCAAGAGGUGUUCGGCUCACGUGUAGGCCGUUCGUGGGUGGAUAGCCGCAGAUCCGAUGCACAGCAAUCGCGUGGCUAGGCACUUAGUUUGCAUACAUUCGGGCAGGGGUUUUGCGGGCCCCCCUCAGUGGAGGAAGUGGCUUCUUUUUUUUAGAAAGCCCAGCCGUUGGGUAUUCCAUUUAUUUCCACGCAGACGGGCGGUUUGUUUGUGCGCGGUGUGCGGUGCAGUGCAGUGCAGUUGCAGUGCUUAUUACCUAAAGUGCAGUACAAUACCACGUUGAGGUGCCCAAUUAUAAUUACAGUAGACGCUGGCUAUUUGCUAGCGAAGGCUUGG